Botrytis sinoallii is the source of this 2103-nucleotide messenger RNA. RefSeq lists its product as uncharacterized. The record is from RefSeq and is a predicted model, not a curated record. Lineage: Eukaryota; Fungi; Ascomycota; Leotiomycetes; Helotiales; Sclerotiniaceae. The transcript is spliced from 2 exons. The coding region runs from base 1 to 2103 and encodes 700 amino acids.
AUGGAGAGCACAUCUGAAAUGGGUGUGGUUCAGAAUAACUUUGGUAGAAUCGGAGGUAAUUAUGCUCCUGAAAAUUCUCAUGUUCCCUCUCAAAACAACCUCAUUGGACUUACACCUCCUUCCUUUGAGCAGUACAAUGACCAGAACUCCCUUGGCUUCCAAGAUGAUUAUUCAUUAUGGGGCUCUUUUUCUAUGGAAGAGAAUAACCUCCAGGAUAACGCAUUGGACGAAUAUUCUCUUUGGAACGAAACAGGAAAUAUCGAUGAUCUUUACAAUAACGGUCCAAAAUGUCCCGACGAUUAUGUCGAACCACCAGUACCCAAGAGAAGAAAGUUCAAUUCAGACUCAACUACUAAGCCUUCAUCUUUUGAGUCAGCUACUCAAGAGGCUGCCAGUCCAAUCACUGACUCCCUGUCCGUUUUCUCUCAACAGGCCAUGCCCAUCCAAAAGACGACAGAAUCAGCCUCACCAUUAAAUGCCCCUAAGGCCCCAAGUGAAGUCUUUCAGCAAACAAUUGGACAAGAAUCACUUCUCUCCCAAGUAUCUUCAUCUGGAUUGCAAAUUUCCUCUGACAAGGACGGCCCCACUACAUCUCCCAGUGGUCGGGCCACAGAUAUCCAAAAUGUACCGGCCACCAAUUCGGCUUACUCUGCUAGCAAUCACAGUCACGUUUCGCAACCAACCACAAGCACGAGUGUCACUGCACCAGAAAUUGGUCAAACCCCUUCUGCAACUCAUAUACUGUCUAUUCCAGAAUCUCACCAAACAGUUCAGCAGCAACCUUGUGGAGUUACUGGCGUUCCAUUAGGACCCACCUACAUACGAAGCUCACAAAGAUCACAAAUGCGAGUUGCAUCGGAUAGCUAUGGUCAUCAAGUUUCCCCAAAUCAAACGCAUACUCAGAGAAGACCAUUUACUGCAUUUCCUCCACAAAACAUUGGGUUUACACCAUUUCGAUGUUCGUUUAAUCAACAUGCUACAUCUGGCUCACGAGACUCAAAUCAAGCUCCACAAGAAGCUACGGAGCAGGGUACAAGACUUUUUCUACCAUCUGGGCCAACAAGUUCCGGUACCACUACCCAGAAGUCCUUGCCACAAUGUUUAGAUAGGAGCUCCAUUCCACCUCAGCUUAGAGAAGUAAUGGAAAAGUUUGAAAACAAGAUUAGGAUGGACGCUGAUCUCAGAAACGCUUUUAACAUUGUUUUUCCCUCGCGAAGCAUGGAAGUUGAGGAAUUGAAACAAAAGAUUAUCAACGAAAGACAUCAAGCCUCUCAGAGAGAAAAUGCUUUAAAAAAUAUGCUUACUGAGCUUCAAGAUAAUGCCACCGCUCAAGAAGCCUUGCAAACCAGAGCAAUGGGUCUCCUUACUCAACUCAGAGCAAAUCCUCAACACGAUAGAUCGUGGGUGUGUAGGAACUUCAACAAGGAACAUGGUCAACCCUGUAACAAUGUCCAGAAGGAAUUCUAUUUGACAAAAAAAGUUUGGAAAAGACGCGAAAGAUGCUCUAAAUGCAAAGCCAAGGUUCAUGAGCUGAAUCGACAAUAUCUUAAUGAUGAUACAGCUGUUGCAUCAUGGAACUUUGAACAACUUGGUCCUUUCGGUCCCGCUUUUCCCGCCCCGCCAGAAUUUCAACGCCCUGAGUCUUUGGAACAUACGAGGAAUACGUCCGACAAGGCAGAAAAGAAUACAGUCAUCUGGGUUGAUUCUGCUCGUCGUCAGUCACUGCCUACUCUUCCUGUUGAUGAUAAAGAUGUUCAAGAAAGUACGGAAUCCAGAUGGGCUUCAUUACCACCACCUACCAAGAAGACUCGAGAUCAUACGCCAUUGAAUUAUUCCAAGGCAACCCAAAAUGCUUUGAGAGCGGCACUUGGAACACAACCCAAGGCAUGGAUGCAGCCACCAAAGCAUAUUGAGACGAUUGUUUUGGAUGAUGAAAGUGAUCAGGACGACGAGACAGAUGAAUCACAAGAAAGUUUCAAUGAGAUACCAGCAGUUGAGCAAGAAACUGGCGUUGAAAACACUAUGGAUGCUGAUUUUGAUGCUGAGUUUGAAGCAGAAUUGGAGGCUGACCUCACUACUGCUCUUGAGACGGAAGUUUCAUAG